CGAGCCGCCCCCCUCACCCCUCUCCCCCUCACCCCACCACCUCCGGGAGUGGGCGAGCGCCGGCUCUGGGCGGGACCCUGGCGGGGGCCCCCGAGCGGUCUCUAGGACCCGCGGGACGCCGCGGGCGGGCGGGGGUGCGGGGGAGACGAUAAUUUGUUCCGUGGUAAUGAGAACGGUGACUGCUGGCCGUGGAUCCAUUUCACAGGCCUGCCUUCUCUCCCUAACGAUCUCCCUCGUCCCGGCCAACGCGGACAGUUCGCUCUUUUACUGCAACGGUCAAGGCUGGCUCGUGCCAGCGCCGCGCGCGCACACACGCACACACCGGGGGAAAACUUUUUCAAAAAAAUGAAAGCCUAGACUCGCUCCUCGGAGGCGCGGGCGCUGCGCGAGGGCUCCGGGGCUGACUCCCCGCGGCAGGAAGUCCCUCGGGUCGCGCCGCCCGGCCCCCGUUCGGCGCCCGCGUGGGAUGGUGCAGCGCUCGCCGCCCGGCCCCGAGAGCUGCUGCACCGAAGGCCGGCGACCAUGGCAGCGCGCCCGCCGCCCGCGCCCCCCGCCCGCGCCCUCCUGCUCGCCCUGGCCGGGGCUCUGCUGUCGCCCCCCGCGGCCCGAGCGGUCAACCCGGGAAGCAAGUUAGCCCCCACCAUGCAGCCAGCUGGAAGAAGGGGCCGGGGGGGAGCUUAUGAAGUUGUCCGUGUUUCUCUCUUGAAUGGAGAUCUCUGGGACCCAAUGGAGAACGUCCACACAAAGAAUCAUCCAGAAGUGUUGAAUUUUCGAAUACAACUGGGAAGCAAAGAACUGAUCAUACAUCUGGAAAGAAACGAAGGUCUCAUUGCUAGCAGUUUCACAGAAACUCAUUAUCUGCAAGAUGGCACUGACGUCUCCCUCAGUCGAAAUCACACGGGUCACUGCUACUACCACGGACAUGUGCAAGGACACUCUGGUUCCACCGCCAGCUUCAGCACUUGCUCUGGCCUCAGGGGACUUAUUACAUUUGAAAAUAGCACCUAUAUCUUGGAACCAGUGGAAAGUGAAAGAAACAAACACAAGCUCUUCCCAGUGGAGAAGCUGAAGGGCACCUGGGGGUCCUGCGGGUCCCAUCACAGCACGUCUGCGCUCCCUGAAGGGAACUGGCUCCCACCACCCUCCCGGAUGUGGCCAAGAAGGCAUAAAAGAGAAACCCUCAAGAUGACCAAGUACGUAGAGCUGGUUAUCGUAGCAGACAACCGGGAGUUUCAGAGGCAAGGAAAAGAUCUGGAAAAAGUUAAGCAGCGAUUAAUAGAGAUUGCUAAUCACGUUGACAAGUUUUACAGAUCCCUGAACAUUCGGAUAGUGCUGGUGGGUGUGGAGGUAUGGAAUGACAUCGACAAAUGCUCCAUAAGUCAGGACCCAUUCACAAGCCUCCAUGAAUUUCUGGAUUGGAGAAAGAUGAAGCUUCUACCUCGCAAAUCGCAUGACAAUGCCCAGCUCAUCAGUGGGGUUUAUUUCCAAGGGACGACCAUUGGCAUGGCACCGAUCAUGAGCAUGUGUACCGCAGAGCAGUCAGGAGGAAUCGUCAUGGACCAUUCAGACAGCCCCCUUGGCGCCGCCGUGACCCUGGCACAUGAGCUGGGCCACAACUUCGGGAUGAACCACGACACGCUGGAGCGAGGCUGUGGUUGCAGCGUGGCUGCCGACAAAGGAGGCUGCAUCAUGAACCCCUCCACAGGGUUCCCGUUCCCCAUGGUGUUCAGCAGCUGUAGCAAGAAGGACCUGGAGGUCAGCCUGGAGAAGGGCGUGGGGAUGUGCCUCUUCAACCUGCCGGAAGUGAAGCAGUCUUUUGGGGGCCAGAAGUGUGGGAACGGCUAUGUGGAACAAGGAGAGGAGUGUGACUGCGGGGAGCCCGAGGGAUGUGUGAAUCUUUGCUGCAACGCCAGCACGUGCACCCUGAAGCCGGACGCCGUGUGUGCCCACGGGCUGUGCUGCCAAGACUGCCAGCUCAAACCUGCGGGAACAGCGUGCAGGGACUCCAGCAACUCCUGCGACCUCCCAGAGUUCUGCACGGGGGCCAGCCCCCACUGCCCUGCCAACGUGUACCUGCACGACGGGCACCCGUGUCAGGGGGUGGACGGCUACUGCUACAAUGGCAUCUGUCAGACCCACGAGCAGCAGUGCAUCACGCUCUGGGGACCAGGUGCUAAACCUGCUCCCGGGAUCUGCUUUGAGAGAGUCAACUCUGCAGGUGACCCGUACGGCAACUGUGGUAAAGACUCCAAGAGUUCAUUUGCCAAAUGCGAGAUGAGAGAUGCUAAAUGUGGAAAAAUCCAGUGUCAAGGAGGUGCCAGCCGGCCCGUCAUUGGUACCAAUGCCGUCUCCAUAGAAACAAACAUCCCGCUGCGGGAAGGAGGUCGGAUUCUGUGCCGCGGGACCCACGUGUACUUGGGCGAUGACCUCCCGGACCCCGGGCUUGUGCUUGCCGGCACCAAGUGUGCAGAUGGAAAAAUUUGCCUCAAUCGUCGCUGUCAAAACACAAGUGUCUUCGGCGUUCAGGAGUGUGUGAAGCAGUGUCACCAAAGAGGGGUGUGUAACAACCACAAGAACUGCCACUGCGAGGCCCACUGGGCGCCUCCGUUCUGUGACAAGUUUGGCUUCGGGGGAAGCACAGACAGCGGCCCCGUCCGGCGAGCAGAUAACCAAGGUUUAACCAUAGGAAUUCUGGUGGCCAUCCUCUGUCUUCUUGCUGCUGGAUUUGUAGUUUAUCUGAAAAGGAAGACAUUAAUUCGCCUGCUGUUUACAGAUAAAAAAACCACCAUUGAAAAGCUAAGGUGUGUGCGCCCUUCACGGCCGUCUCGCGGCUCCCACCCUGGUCAGGCUCACCUCGGCCCCCUCAGCAAAGGCCUGAUGAGGAAGCUGCCACAUUCCAGCAUGUCAAAGGGCAAUUCCAGGAGAUGGUCCCCGUGUCAGAACAUGCACAUCAGCGGGCCCCUCCGAGCCCACGACGCCCCUCCGCCCAGUUCUCCUCAGCGAGUGCUCCCGCCCCUCCAGAAGGCACCUCGUGCACCCCUCGUCCCCGCCAGACCCCUGCCGGCCAGCCCUGCACUCCGGCAGGCCCAGGGACCUCGCAAGCCAAACCCUCCUCAGAAGCCUCUGCCUGCAGAUCCUUUGAGCAGGACCAGCCGGCUCACCAGUGCCUCAGCCAGGGCCCCAGGACAGCAGGAGGCUGGGCUCCGCCUGGUGCCCCUCAGACCCGCUCCCAAGCACCCCCACCAAGCACCCCGGCCCCCCCACACUGCCUACACGAAGUGAGAAGCAAGUCGACACCUUUUCUCGACAGCGAAGACAGAUGUUUGCACUAUCGUUUGACUCCAGUUGGAGUUCGUUUUUUUGUACCAACUUUUAGAAUUUUUUUUAAAAUGUUUAAAACACCCGUAUUCUCUGAACUUGAGCUACUGCCGUCGGUGCUGUGCUGUGCUCUGGUGCUCUGUACACUUGCUCAGGAACUUGUAAAUUAUUAAUUUAUGCCCAAUGCUGGCUCCAGUGCAGUGCGCUGUGGGAGGCAUUUUUUUUUUUUUUUUAAACCAUCACUGAGUUUUCCAUGGAAGGAAGCCUUGUGCGCUUUCAGUAGUUCAGUGAACUUGAAAUCUCAUGCUGCGUGGGAUUCUGGACAGGAGGUUGUCUUUUUGAUCGAGGCUUUAUUGGCAGAACGGUUCUCCAACAAUCUCUCCCUGGCUGUGGUCAUGGCACAGACCCAGCUCAGGAGCCCCCAGGCAGAACCUUGAGUGAGUCUCUGGAACCCCCAAUGAUCUCAGCCCAGGGCCAGGGGCUUCACGUCCAGGCUGGGCUGGGCUUUCAGGGAGCCCCUGGGCCUCAGCCCACUAGCAGCCACACCUUGAAGGUCCAGGAUAGAAGGGGAGGCCCUGGCUUCUGGCUGGGAAGGUCUGGAGAGAACCUGAGCCAGGGCACAGACUGGAACAUAAGGCCAGGCAGAAACUUGACCUUGAGCUCGCAGGCCUUGAGCACAUUUGGAGAGCAAAGACCAUUGCUUUACAGAAACAUUGCCCUUCCCAUGAUGCUGCGGCCUCAGCACCUUGUUUAGAUGGGGAAGGGAGUGUUAGUGCAAGCGGGCUGCACCCAGGCACGGCAAGCCUCCAGCCCCGCGGUACUGCUUGGAGCUAAGCAAAUUACCACCUUAUCUUCUCAACUGUAAUACAACGAUUCUGUGUUCAGACAGAUAGAUGAGGCUUUCCAUGGGACCAUAACUAUUUUCAGAUGUGAAACAGUAACCAGACCUAGUGAAUCAACAUUGUAGAUAAAAAUCUCUUCUUGCAAAAUUCAGCUUAUUAAAAAUUAGGCAGACUCCCUAUGCCCACAAAAACUACAACCAAACAGAACGCCGUGUGGCAGGCUGUGUCUACCAUCCGGUUAAGUUACUUGUGCAUUAUUUCGGGGGUAUUCUGUGUUCCCAGCUUGGCUGCGGGACUCUCUAAAAGAGGUUUUCAGCAGGUCUGAUUUUUUUUUUUUUUUUAAUGCUCGCAACCUACCUGUUGAGCAUCACAGAAUAUGAUAAGGAAAUCGAUUCUUAAUCCUAAAUAUUCAUGAAAUGUGGUCUUGUGCAGCGGCUCCUUCAACCUUUUACUCUUCAAAUGUCUGACUGGGGAGACGUUUUCACAAAGAGAUCUUGAACCUGCCUGUACUAAUGGCAUGAAAAUUACAAAAAUCCUCAGACAAGGUAAAAUGCCAUUACGCCUCUGUGUUGUAGUCGGGUCAUAUGUGACUCCUUUUCACACUCGAAAGCAGUUGACCACAGUUCUGUAAUUCACUCUGAGUGGUUUAUAGUAAAGACUUCAGCUGGGGUCAUUUCAGCAGUUCGCCUGGGCCUUGAAGCACAGAGACCAGGAAUAUACCAAGAAUCAGCUUGCCUUCCGGAAAACAAGACCGCAUUUAACUUGCCCCUUGUUCCCCACUGUAUCCAGGCAACAUAGUACUCAUGAUCACGGAUAAACUAAACAAAUCCGUGUCACAAACACACAAAAGGGAGCCCAGAUCUGAUACAUUCCAACCCCUAUAGAGUGUGUCUGUGUAUCAUACAAUUAUUUUCUUAAAAAGGCAAAGCCAUAUUAGAAAGUAUUACUGCUGAUGAAUAUCUACGGAAUUACUGUAAUUGAUAGUACAUUUGGUAACUGUAUCAAGGCCAAAACACAUGCUGUUGAAAAGUUUACAGAAUUUUCAUGGUGCGUUAUGUGGGUAUUGUCUUUACAGAUGCCCGGAUUCUUAGAUCUGUCGUUCUGCCCCUCCUCCUAUUAUCAGGAAGAAGAUGUGAAUUUUGUCUUUUUUUUGUCUGUCCUUAGCUAGAAUUCCUGUGCUUCCAUUUCAGACAACCAGGAAUAGAUUGGUAUUAAAAAAGGGUAACGCUGUGACCUUCUGAUGACACGUGUCAUCAGUGGUCAUUUACGGGCAGCAGCUGAUGACACAGUCCUCGCUCUACAGCCCAAAUUGCGUUCAUAGAGCCGUGCGAGUUAUUAUUGAGUGCGAACAUGUUUAAACCUAACAUCCCUUGACAAAUAUAGAUAUUAAAGGAACAAUACUUCCAAGAUACAGAAUCUAUCAACUGAAGCAUUUUAGCAUACGUUCCAUUUUAAUACAACUAAAGAAAAAAACCACAGCCAGGGAUUUUUUUUUAAGGGGGUGGGGGGAAGCAGUGGGGAGGUGUACCUCUCCCUUUUUAUAUCCUUAUAGAUGGUCGAAACAAAAAAAUCAAUGCUUUUAUUUCCAUGGCAGUCUAUUUUUAAUAUUUUAAAUGUUUUAUAGGCAUGAAUAAGGGUUGAUUUGAGUUUAUAAGGCCAUCGCUGAGAAAUUUAACGUGCCUAGGCCCAAAGCAGGCUCUGAGGGUUGUCACUUUCCUUGCCCUGUCUUGUUAUCAUUGUAGCUUACAUGACCCCACUUACCGGAGACUAUAGGGCUAAUCUUCCAGGCAUUCUCUUUAAAAGUUUAUCUCCUGAAUUUUUUGGUAACAGUUUGUUUCCCUGACACAUGGAAUCAGAUGUGUAGCAACCAAGAGAAACAAUGCAUAACAUUUUCCAUUGUCCAAAUAUGCAUACAGAGGUUACACUUCCCAGUGUGAAUUUUCCAGCUUACACAUGUGGGAUGACAUCACAGAAACCACAAAAGCAACAAAUUAAACUACAUGAGCAUAAAUACUCCUGACUGGUCUCAGAGGGGACAUUUUUAUGCCUUCUUAACUUUAUUAUGAAUUCUCAGGCUGAAACCACAGGCCAUUGUUCUCUGGCAAAUCAGUACAACGCCAUCACUGCAUCCCCUCAAAGAAAAACAGCAAAAACUGUGAUCUCCCCGGUGCUGCAGAGAGCCUGGUGCUGGGCGGGUUAGAAUGCCCGAGCGCCUUCCUGCCAUCUCAGUUGAUGUUUACUAAGCAUUCUGAGCCAAUGCAACCCUAAUAACUAAAAGGGCAAGAUCCCUGGGCCGCUGGACUGGAUCUUUCUCACGCAACCUGACCCCUGGGCGGGCUUUCCUCAUGAGGCUGAUUCCAUUGAAAACUUCUGCAAGGGAGGGUUCCCUUCGGUGUUCUGGAAGCAGCAGGCCCAGGGCAGACUCGCUCUGGAGCCCUCUCCUCUCUGCUGUCAGUAGGACCCCGGGUAGCCACAAGUGACCCACAUAAACAGGGCACCAGCCCUCUCCAGGAGUCUCACGGUGCCAUGCUGACCCCUAGGUCUGACUUCAUACACUAUGGCUGGCUGGUGGGCGACACUGCACCUGCCAUCUUUUCCCUCCCAACCACCCCAGAGGCUGCCCCAGGCUGCUACAGUCACCCAUCCCCCCACCACGACUCAGGAACAGGCCCGUAUACACAUCUGGACACAGCAGAGGCUAAUACAUCCGUUUGCCUCUUAUCACCCAGAGCCCAGUUGCUUUUCCACAGCAAACCCAGUGCCGAUGUCCCUGCCAUGUGACAAGUCUCUGCCUUUAGGGCUACUGUAGGUCAACCCAAGUGGGUGUGGGCUGUGGCGGCGUGUCGCUACCCUCCCCCCAGCCCAGCCGCUGGACGCCCAAAGCCCACUCUUCUCCAGAGUGGCGGCUUGGAGGAAGCCCACCAGCGGUGCCCCAGCUUCGAAUCCAGCAUCGUCCCUUGCACAGGCACAUCCCCAACCCUAGAAGAUCAGUUUACCCACGAUGGCACAAUUUACCCGUGAUGGCACAAUUCCCUUGACUCACUCUACAGUUCUGUUCACAUCUAUUCCCUUAAAACAUUUUUGGAAACUCCGAUAAUGAUACAAGUGACACACUAAGAAAGAUCAGUGAGCCCCAGGCUAAGAUCCGUUUCUGUGCAGUGAGGAUGCUUCUAGAAGCCAUUUGUAUCUACCUGCACGCGGAUGGAAAUCCCCUCUCUGCUCCUGGGACAGCAGUGGCAGCUGACAAGUCCGGCCCUGAGAGCCUGUUUUAUAGGAGAAAAACUAGGAGACAAAACACUGCAUAUGAAAUUGUUACAACAUUCAAUAACGGGUAGCGAUAGCCCAGAGAUUUACCACACAGUGAAAGGGAUUCUCAGUGGGAUUCCGCUCUUCCAGGUUGAAUAUUCUGGAACCCAUCCUGAUUUUCCACAUCAUCUACAAAAGACAUGUCGUAUGCUCCCCCCAGGAGUCUCCUUCCAGAAAAUAAUAUAUUCAGUCGUCAAUUUAAGUGCAGUUUAAAUCCAGACAAAAUGGUAAAUAGCUUGUGAUCUUUUUAGUUUCACAAAGAAGUAGAAUGACAUGUAUGUCCGUGGUCUAUAAGCAAACACUGAUAAGAAAAACAAAAAGUAUCAAAUUGGAAAGACAGAAAAUCCUCUAAGAGUCCAAGGCAGGACGAGGAAGGGCAGAGCUAAUUGGUCUGUUUUGCCUUCUCUCAGGUCGAGUUGGGAGGUUGUGGGGAAGACCCAUGGUUUGAGCGUGUACGGCAACUGUUAAGUAAAACAUCUUGAACACUUGGCUGCAAGCCACUUAGCACAGUACACUUACAGCUACGAAACAGACCGGUUCCUUAAGUUCAUUGUGCUUUGUCCAUUUAUAAAGCUUCCAUUUGCUAAGUUGUUUUGUUUUUUUUUUUCACAUUCCUUUUACGUUACAGUCUGUUGCUUUUGUACACAUUUCUCAUAUUGGGGUUCUACAGGUAACCACCUGUUUCUGUAGAGAAAGCCAUUGUUAAGAAUAUUAUACCCAAUAAAUGGUACCCAGAUAAACAUAAA
Lutra lutra (Eurasian river otter) is the source of this 8212-nucleotide messenger RNA. It is a transcript of the gene ADAM12, whose product is annotated as ADAM metallopeptidase domain 12. The record is from RefSeq and is a predicted model, not a curated record. The coding region runs from base 523 to 3282 and encodes 919 amino acids. Gene Ontology annotation, molecular function: metalloendopeptidase activity. Gene Ontology annotation, biological process: proteolysis. The transcript has 23 exons. Lineage: Eukaryota; Metazoa; Chordata; Mammalia; Carnivora; Mustelidae.